UGGAGCCGGAAGUGAAAUCAGCAGCUUCCGCUGAAGAAUUUCCCGCGAAGUUUGCAGAUUGUUGUGUUCGUGGGAACGUCUUACUUUUAUAAAACAGACAUGGACAACGAAUUUUCUCGCCCAAGAGUAAAUGCAUCGCUCUUGUCUUCUUACUCAGGAAGACAGGUGUGCGCCCUAGGAAUGGCCAAAAAUGUGGACAGCAGCGGCCUUGGCCUGACACUGGCUACUGGAGACGGAAAGGAAAUUAAAAUCACCAUGCAGGAACCUCUGACAGAGUACGUGGCAGGGUUGACAGAGAUCCACGGCAAGGUUGAUGAGCGAGGCUCCGGCAUCGUGUGUGACCACUAUGUUCUGUUUCCUGAACAAGCAUCGAAUACUUUUGAUAUGCAGAUGUACAACCAGGCAGUGGAAUUGAUGACCAGACUGCCUGACCACUACCAGAUUGGGGUCAAGCAAUGAGAAGCAGAGAGGAGUCUCUGUGUUAAGUAGCUAUGGACUAAUAUGUGUGUGUGUGGACAUGGUGGAGUGGCCAAGACUCGCUGACCUGUACCAGAUGUGCCAGAUCAAGUUGUGACGAGCUGGGGAGCCAGCUGCCGAUAUGCAUCGGUACUGAACAGUGUUUUGUCUCCGUGAUGGUUGGUGUAUGCCUGUAAAUAUCAGCAUCUGAUUUUCAAAAAUCCCGAUACAAAGUUAUGUAUUCUUUCUUGUAGUCUUGCAAAUAUGGCUGUUAAAAAUCAGGUUAGCCACUUGUAUAUUUAUGGUCAAGGAAUAGGUAUUCACACGUUUUAUCCAUAGGUGGCAGUUAUCAUGAUUAUUUUCUUAGCAUUAUUUUCAACAAAGUAGACACAAUUUAUGGAUAACAACUUCUUUAAUACUUUUAAGGCAACGUUUCGGAAUAGAUCCUUGCUUGACAACAGUAUAAGGAUCUACACCGAAAAGUCGCCUUGUUAUCCAUAAAUUGUGUCUACUUUGUCAUCUGUCAACUUCUGAGUAAUGCCUAGCAAACAAUUCAUUAUUUUCAAAGUCAGAUUAAUUAGAUACAUUGUCAAAGUGAUGUACCCGACAUCUUGUGAAUAAUGAUUAAAAGUGUAUAUGCAACAUC
This is a messenger RNA of Haliotis rufescens (red abalone), 1102 nucleotides long. RefSeq names its product replication protein A 14 kDa subunit-like. Bases 100 to 459 code for a protein of 119 amino acids. Gene Ontology annotation, cellular component: DNA replication factor A complex; site of double-strand break; nucleus. The transcript is spliced from 4 exons. Lineage: Eukaryota; Metazoa; Mollusca; Gastropoda; Lepetellida; Haliotidae. Gene Ontology annotation, molecular function: damaged DNA binding; single-stranded DNA binding. Gene Ontology annotation, biological process: nucleotide-excision repair; mismatch repair; base-excision repair. The record is from RefSeq and is a predicted model, not a curated record.